Messenger RNA from Didymodactylos carnosus, 213 nucleotides. Lineage: Eukaryota; Metazoa; Rotifera; Eurotatoria; Philodinida; Philodinidae. The record is from the annotation of a GenBank genome assembly.
AUGAGGAAAAAUAAAUCACAACAAGUAAAUAUAUCAGCUGGAUGUGGUCAUGGUUAUGUCUCGUUAGAAGAAAAUUCGUAUGUUAUUUAUAUUCAAGGAGGUACAUUUAAUGAAGUAGAUGAAAUGCAUGAUAAAGAUAACAGUGCACUAAUGUUAGAUGAAGCAAAGAAAAAAUGGAAUGAAAGACAUUCUAUUCUAUUAUUAAAGAAAUAA